AUGAGGGGGAAAGCAUACCACACUAAUUUUAGGAAACUAGGAGGUGGAGGGGAUAGACUUCUGGAUAUUCCCUGUAAAGUUUGUGGGGAUAGGAGUUCAGGAAAACAUUAUGGAAUAUACAGCUGCGAUGGUUGUUCCGGUUUCUUCAAGCGUUCAAUUCACCGGAACCGCGUGUACACGUGCAAAGCAGCAGCUGAUCUCAAAGGAAGAUGUCCGAUCGAUAAAACUCACAGGAAUCAGUGCAGAGCCUGCAGACUCAAGAAAUGUUUUGAUUCCAGCAUGAAUAAAGAUGCUGUACAACAUGAGCGUGGACCAAGGAAACCAAAAAUCUCUAAGGAAGGAUUUCACCACCACCAUCAUCAUCAUCAUCCUUCAAACUUCUUCGGAAACAUUUCCAAACCAACCCCUCUUCUUCUACCCACACCUCAGGGUUUAUUUUCCAGCUUAAACCUCAACUGUUCCCCCUCCUCCCCUCCUAACAUACCAACAUUCUCCUUCACACAAUCUUCUCUUAGAUCAACCCUCGCCACCCUUGACAAAAAUCGGCCAAUCUGGCCGAAAUUCUCUGAUUUGUCGUCCUCGUUUGCACUCUCUUCCCCACCGCCGUUGUUCUCCUCCCAUCUGUCCGCUCCGACCUCUCAUCUUGCUUCUCCGCCUGCUCCUCUCUCCGCCCCUUCGGCGCAUCCUUUCCCGGCUUCAUGGGAGACCCUACAGGAAACAGCGGCUCGUCUUCUUUUUAUGGCGGUUCGAUGGGCGAGAUGCCUCACCCCCUUCCAAACCCUAACACAAGAAGAUCAGGUCACAUUACUCAAGGAGAGCUGGAAGGAUUUGUUUCUUCUUCAUCUUGCACAGUGGUCCAUACCUUGGGAUUUAACAUCAAUAUUAUACACCAGAUUAAACCUGCUCGGAGGGAGAAAGGAUUCUGGCCGAGAAAUAGAAAUUAGAACUUUGCUUGAGAUUCUUUCCAGAGGUUUGAAACAGUUGAACAACUUUUCUUCCGUGAAACUGUUGGAGAAACCAACAUUAACAACAUUAUCAUUGAUGUCUACAACACACAUAGAGCUCCAAUACUCUAGACAACUAAAGGGACUGGUCGCAGUGUUGAAAACUAAUUAUCAUUUUAAAAUCUAUUGGCUUGCUUGGUCAUUUUUUUUACAUGAUUCCGAUAUUUAUUUUGAAAAUGUUACCAAAAUCUAAAUCUAGAUUUUUGACCGACUGUAUUUUAGUCAGUUAAAAAGUUUUUAUUAUAAAAAAAUAGAAUUGAGGUAUAAAAACGCUUCAAUUUUUCAAACUUCUCUGUACGCCAUUGCAUAAACUUGGGCCGUUGCGUACAAUUCAAAAAAAUUAUUAAUAUGUCUAAAACCUUUGUCACCCAUGUAAUUCACAUUCAUAUUUAUUAUAUUCAAAUAAUUAUAUAGUUCAUGGUUAUUUGAUUGCACGCUUACAAACUGCAGGGAUAUCCAUAAAAGGAUGAGACUUUGCCAGGGAGUAAGGAAAAGAAGGGAGAUAUAAAGUGCGGAAAACGAACAGCCAAUCAGCAAAUGAAUUUUUCGUUUAACCAAUGAUUACACAGAGAAUGUAGGGAUAUCCAAAAACAAUCAGAUUCUCCGUAAAAUUCAAAAGUAAUCACUGUAGAUAUCGAGAUCAAGGAUCAAGGAAGCUCCGAGCUCUGUAUAUUUUAAAAUAUGACGAAAUGAAGAUUGAAUUUGGCAUUUAAGUUUCUACUCACUGAAGUUCUCAUGUAGUACAAUAAAGCUUUCCGUAAAAAAAUGAGACAAUAUGUUCCAAAUAUUUAAAUUCAAACUUUUGCAUUAAAUAAAAUUUUAUAAAACCAAAACAAGCUUAGACAA
This is a messenger RNA of Eurytemora carolleeae, 1850 nucleotides long. RefSeq names its product nuclear receptor subfamily 2 group E member 1 (gene dsf). Lineage: Eukaryota; Metazoa; Arthropoda; Copepoda; Calanoida; Temoridae. Gene Ontology annotation, biological process: cell differentiation; regulation of transcription by RNA polymerase II; anatomical structure development. The record is from RefSeq and is a predicted model, not a curated record. Gene Ontology annotation, molecular function: zinc ion binding; nuclear receptor activity; RNA polymerase II cis-regulatory region sequence-specific DNA binding.